AUGAAUCGCUCUCGUUUGGCUCUUACGGCUGAUGAGAAAGGUAAAAGCAUCUGUUAUGAUAAUACGGAUGAAGCCAUUCAACUUUCGGAUGAAGAAGACGCUCCUACCAUUCGGGACUUUAGGCUAUCUUUGAUUGGCAAGAUCCUCAAUCCUAGGAAACAAAUUGUGGAAAAGUUGAUCCAAUCUAUGCCGGCGACAUGGGGAAUGCAAGAUAAGAUCACAGCUAAUGAUCUUGGAAGUGGGAAGUUCCUGUUGAACUUUCAAAAUGAAACGGAUCUUAAGUCCGUUCUAAGCCAAGGUCCGUUCCAUUAUAACUUUUGCAUGUUUGUGCUAGUUCGUUGGGAACCGGUGGUGCACGACGACUACCCGUGGGUGAUCCCAUUCUGGGUGGAGAUAACAGGCAUUCCGCUACAUCUAUGGACAAUCAAGAACCUUAGAAACAUUGGUAGCAGGCUGGGGCAUAUUGACACGGUUGAUUUAUCGGCAGGUCGUAUGCUUAUUGAUGUCGACACUAGGAAGCCACUUACUUUCUCCAGGAAGAUCGCGUCUAAGGAUGGUGAUGAGGUCACGAUUAAAAUCAACUAUGACAAGCUCUUCAAGCACUGUAGAACUUGUGGAAUGCUCACCCAUGAACAGGCGCACUGUUUGCAAAAGCCUGUGACGCAGGAACAUAGUGAAAGGCAAGGUGUAUUCGCAAGGGUUCAGCUUCCAUGGAAUGAUGAGGAUAACAAGGAGCGGUUUAAUGGGUACAACCAGGUUAAACACGAGAAGGCCAAUCCUGAAGCUUACUACCUGCGAAACAGAGCAAGCACGGAGGAUAAGCGAGUUGAUGGUGGAUUUAUGACGGACGCUAGGAUGUCGUACGGAAGACAUGUAGGAUACAAUGAUCGAUAUGACUGGAACAAAGGUGGAAAGGAGAGGAAGAAGCACAAGUUUGGAAAGCAAAAGAAAAAACAGAGGAGAGAUAUGGGAAGUAACAAACGAAGAGAUGAGUCGUAUGCUCAUCGAUUCAAGUCUGCUGGAGGGGCUUCCCAAUUAGGUGAAACGUACCGUGACGAUGGUAGGCGUGAUUAUGAUAUACGUGCUGGAAGAAGUGAGGCAACAGUAAACCCUCGUUCAGUUACUCAACAAGACAAGGAGUCCACUGGAGAAGAUGUAACAAUGGCGAGUGUUCCACAUCAGAGUAGUGGGAAGAGGAUAGCUAGCCAAGUGGUAACGCCUAUUCGUCAUGAUCAGGAGCACGAUGCACAUGUUACAAAACGUCGUCAUAUAUCACCUCGAUUGUUAACUUUCUCUCCUAAGGAGAAAGUAUCUCUUGAGAACGAGCAAAUCAUUGGUGCUCUAAGUGAUAUGGAGAUCAUUGACCAAGAACAUAUGGAGGAGGGCACGAAUGACACAAAGAUGGAUGUGGACGUCGAUGAUGAUGACCUGCUAGGACAAGAGUUAAGGGAGGUUGAGGCUUCUAUGGCUAAAGGAAAUAAAGGGGAGACGGCAAGGGAGGAGAAGUUAACAAGAAGGCCGCGAGCUUCAUCAUCGAGCAGAAAUGGGAAGAGCCGCAAAUACCCGUUGGGCAUGCCUAUCAAGAAAGCUGAGUUCCUUCGUCGGGGAUCUCCGAAGCCUCAUAAAUUGGGAGCAAAGGCUACAUCAAUUCCAGAUAAUCAACGAUCAGAGGGGAAAAAAGAUUCGAGUAUCAUUAUCAGUUCAAGAAAUGGCUUGGAGGGGUCCAAAAACUCUUCCCGACGUUAUCCAUGA
Messenger RNA from Raphanus sativus (radish), 1752 nucleotides. RefSeq lists its product as uncharacterized. The record is from RefSeq and is a predicted model, not a curated record. NCBI's taxonomy places the organism in Eukaryota, Viridiplantae, Streptophyta, Magnoliopsida, Brassicales, Brassicaceae. The transcript is spliced from 2 exons. Bases 1 to 1752 code for a protein of 583 amino acids.